AUGGCAAAGAUUACUUGGCAAGCAGUGUUGUAUCGUGCUUUAUAUCAGAUGGAAUUAGCAUUUAAAGAUGUUAUAGACAAGGUUGUUUUAGAAAAUGUUGGUCAUGCUUCCACUUUAGAAUAUGGUUUUAAGAUGCCAUUAUUGCAGCGUGAUUUUACCAAGGCAAUUAAUGUAUUUAAAGAAAAUUUAGAAAAUAACAUUUUGGGUAAAAAACAAAAAACGGAUUUUAAUAUCCUUGUCAGUGGAGGAGCUCCAGGGAUAGAUUUUGGGAAUGGAUGUCCACUUGAUAAUACUGAUUAUGGACUUUCUUCAUCAAUCAUGCCAUACAUCAAAUGCUUCAACAUUGAUGCUGUGUUUCAGAGCAUUGCUGAACAUUUAGAAUCUGCAACUCUUUAUUUCUUUAAAGAUAUGGUCAAUGAACUUGCAACAUUUAUGAUGAAUAGACUAGAAGCAUUUGUUCAAAUAUUCCUUUCAGGAACAGCUCCACAAGUUGUCAUUUCAGCUAAGGAGCCAUCUAGAGUUUCAUUUCAUUUUGUUGAAUGUCCAUUGUUAUCAAUGGCAUCUAUGAUUAAGAUUGUAGAUCACUUUGCAGAGUCAUGUAAUGCAGAAAAAUUUGAAUGUGGUGAAUAUAAAUGGAAGCUAUGUAGACCAUUUCUUUAUCUUUUGGGGGACACAGGAGGAUUGCCUUGUGCAUUAGACAAGGAUGUUAAUAUAAUCAUUUGA
Messenger RNA from Entrophospora sp. SA101, 723 nucleotides. Lineage: Eukaryota; Fungi; Glomeromycota; Glomeromycetes; Entrophosporales; Entrophosporaceae. The record is from the annotation of a GenBank genome assembly.